Messenger RNA from Trifolium pratense (red clover), 1192 nucleotides. Its product is annotated as prohibitin-3, mitochondrial-like. Gene Ontology annotation, cellular component: membrane; mitochondrion. The record is from RefSeq and is a predicted model, not a curated record. Bases 111 to 950 code for a protein of 279 amino acids. Gene Ontology annotation, biological process: mitochondrion organization. NCBI's taxonomy places the organism in Eukaryota, Viridiplantae, Streptophyta, Magnoliopsida, Fabales, Fabaceae. The transcript is spliced from 2 exons.
AAUCAAGCAAUCCAUAUUUUGUCGUAUAAAUCCACAAAAAUGUACGCAAACAAAAACCCUCCAUUCUCUCUCUUUCUUAAACCCUAAAAGAAAAAACCCAAACCUCCAAAAUGGGUAGCAACCAAGCCGCAGUCUCCUUCCUAAGAAACCUCGCCCGUGCCGCCAUCGGCUUAGGCGCCGGAGCCACCGCUCUCAAUUCCUCCCUCUACACCGUCGACGGUGGCCAACGCGCCGUCCUCUUCGACCGUUUCCGCGGCAUCCUCGACCAAUCAGUCGGCGAAGGAACCCAUUUCCUCAUCCCAUGGGUUCAAAAACCGUACAUCUUCGAUAUCAAAACUCGUCCCCACACUUUCUCAUCAAUCUCCGGUACCAAAGAUCUUCAAAUGGUUAACCUAACUCUCCGUGUUCUCUCUCGUCCUGAUACCGAAAAUCUCCCCACAAUCGUUCAGAAUCUCGGUCUCGAAUACGACGAAAAGGUUCUCCCUUCGAUCGGUAACGAGGUUUUGAAAUCUGUUGUGGCGCAAUUCAAUGCGGAUCAGUUACUCACCGAACGUCCGCAGGUGUCUGCGCUCGUUCGGGAGAGCCUGGUCCGACGUGCUAAGGAUUUUAACAUCCUUCUUGAUGAUGUGGCGAUCACACAUUUGUCUUAUGGUGCUGAAUUUUCGCGUGCUGUUGAGCAGAAACAGGUUGCUCAACAGGAAGCUGAGAGAUCUAAAUUUGUUGUUAUGAAGGCGGAGCAGGAGCGUCGUGCUGCGAUUAUUCGUGCUGAAGGUGAGAGUGAAGCUGCUAAGUUGAUUUCUGAUGCUACUAAGGCUGCUGGGAAUGGGUUGAUUGAACUUAGGAGGAUUGAAGCUUCUAGGGAAGUUGCUGGAACGCUUGCCAGAUCGCCUAAUGUUUCUUAUCUUCCCGGUGGAAAUAACUUGAUGAUGGCUCUUAAUACUGCUCGUUGAUUUUGUUGGGCUCAAUGAUCUGUUUAUGGCUGGAAUUGGAAUGGUCUUGAGGAUUGCUGAAAGGAAACUUUUCUUUUGUUGUAAUCCAAUCUCAUCUGAGCACAAUUUCAUUGAAAUUUUUUUAAGGAAAAAAUUGUAGAAAUAAUUUUGGAUCUUUCUGUUUAUGGAUCAUACUUGGGUUUUUAAACUUGUACAAUGGUGACUACAUGCUUGCAGGAUAUGUGGUGACAUGAUGUUGAGUA